AUGAACUCUUCAAAGGAGAUUCAAUGGGCACAAACAAUAUUAAAACAAAAACAAAUAGCAAUUAAUAGUAUUGAUGAUUUUAGAGAUUCUGUUUUAUUAAUUGAAUUAUUACAAAUUAUAACUAAUAAAACCAUCACAAAAUAUUUCAAAAAACCAAAAAAUAGAUUUCAAUCAAUUGAAAAUGCAAGUAUAGCUUUAAAUUUUAUGAAAGAUAAUUCUUUUCAAAUUACAACUUUUUAUAGUCCACAAGAUUUAGCAGAUGGUAAUGAAAAAUCAAUUAAAAGUAUAAUUUAUAUUAUUUAUUUAUAUGGACAUGGUAAACCAUUAAGAUUAAAAAGAAUAAGAAGAAAUACAAUAGUUAAUAAUAGAAAAGUUUUAUUAGAAACUUCUUUUUCUUCACCAGAUUUAAAUAAUUUUAGUGAAGAAGAAGAAGAUAUUGAAGAAGAUGAUGAUGAUGAUGAAGAAGAGAUUCAAUUAGAAUCAAUACAUGAUGAUGAUGGUGAUACAACAUCAGAAUCAGAUAUUGGUGAAUCAUUAAAGAAAUCAUUUUCAACAGCAUCAAUAUCAUCAGAAACUGAUGGUAAUGGAAUAAAUUCAUCAACUGAAAAAUUAUCACCACCCACAUCACCAACUAUUUCACCAACAUUUGCAACAUUUUGGAGAAAAGAGUCAUUAAAGAGUCAAUUAUCAUCAUCAUUAGGUUCAAAUGGUGGUAGUAGAAGAUUUAGUGGCGCAUUUACAAAUAGAUCAACUAUAAAUAUUAAAAAUAUUCAAAAUAAUCAAAUGUCAAAUUCAAUUGGUAGUUUACCAAUUGUACCACUACCAUCCAAUGGAGAUGGAGGUGAUAGUGGUGGUGGUGGUGGUAAUGGUAGUGGUAGUUCAACACCAACUCAAGGUUGGUUUAAAUCUGUUAAAACCGAGGAUUCAAAUAAAAAGAAAUCAAUAAAGAAAGUACCAUUGUUAGUAAAGAUAUCAGCACCAGAUUUUGAAAGAUAUAAUAAUGUUGAAUUCUUAGGAGCAAUUAUUAAUUGUCAAAGAUUUAUUAGGGGUUGGAUGAGUAGACGUAUAUUGAAACAAAGAAAGAAAUUUAAUUCUCAUAGAAAUAAAUGCUUUAAUGAGAUUAUCACAUCAGAGGAAUCCUAUGUCCAAUGUGUUGAGAUGAUAGUCAAGGUGUUCUAUCAACAAAUCAUGUGGAAUAAUAAAGUUUCACCAAGUCCUUAUUUAAAAUUAGAAGAUAUCAAUACGAUAUUCUCAACAAUAAAUCAAAUCUAUUCAUUCAAUACUGAGCUAUUAACACAAUUGAAAAAGGUGGCAGACACAUGGAGCCAUUACCAAACCGUUGGUAACGUCUUCAAUUCAAUGGUACAUUAUAUGAAGCUUUAUAAAACAUAUUGUUUAAAUUAUGAUUCGGCAAUCCUGUGUCUACAAAAGGCUAAAAAGAAUCAAACAUUCAAUCUAUUCAUAAAGGCCUGCUUAGACCAUCCAGAGAAUAAGAUGAAACAAAGUUUGGAAUCAUUAUUAAUCACAGUGGUACAGAGAAUACCAAGAUAUAUCAUGUUGAUCAAUGAUCUACUAUCACAUACUUGGAAAGAUCAUCCAGAUUAUCAAAAUCUUCAAACCGCUCUUAAUAUGGUCCAAACGGUGGCAUCUGAAGUCAAUAGGUCAAUUAAAACAGCGGAAUCUCAAUCAAGGGUAUUGGAAAUUCAAAAAUCGUUAAUUGGCUGGUCAGAGGAGAAUAAUUCAGAAUUGGUGCAACCUACUAGACUAUUCUUAAAACAAGGUGUAAUCUUAGAUUGUCAAUUGGAUACUAGAUUCUCAAAAGAUUUACAACAAAUGGUUUAUUUCUUAUUUAAUAAUGCUAUACUUAUCACUGGUAAAGAGGAUUCAUCACAUUGUUUCAAAUUUAAAUACUUUUUCGACCUAACUGAUCCUUCUACAAAAUUAAAAGAUAUCGAUGAUAAUCAAGUUAUUAAAAAUGCAUUCCAAUUAAUUCUUGGUAAAACUAUGGCUUUCUUAGCAACUGAAUCUUUAUCAGAGAAACAAUACCUUUUAAAUCAUAUUCAAACAAAUUGUAAAACUAAAAUAACUAGACCUUCAACUUUAAUAUUAGAUAGUAAUAAUAAUAAUUUAAAUAAUUCAAGUUCAACAUUAUUAUUAAAUAGUUCAAGUUCAACAUUAACUUUUUCAAAUUCAUUAUUACCACAAUUACCUCCUCAACAAUCAAAUGAAACAUCAACAACAACAACAACUACAACAAAUACACCAUCAUCAAUAACAACAAAUACACCAUCAUCAACAAAUCAAGAAUUGGAACAACAAUUACAAACUGAAAAUUUAGAUAAUAAUAAUAAUAAUGAUAAUAAUAAUAAUUUAGAUGAUAAUAAUAAUGAUAAUUUAGUUUGUGAAGAAAUUUUAAAGAGUUUUGAUAGUGAUAAAAAUUAUACAGUAUCAAUUUUAGGUACAACAAAUUUAAAAGAAGCAGGUAAAAAAGAAUAUACAGUUUAUAAUAUUUGUAUUACAAAUGACGAAACUGGUGAAACUAUUAAUAUUACAAAGAGAUAUAGUGAAUUUGAUUAUUUAAAUAAAAAGAUGAAAAAGAAAUUCCCAAAUCAGGAGAUUAAAGAAUUACCAAAAAAACAUUUUAUAAAUUCUUUAGGUACUACUACUGUAGAAUCUAGAAGGUUAAUGUUGGAAAUUUAUUUACAACAAUUAUUUCAAAUUGAAAUAGUAAGAAAAAGUCAACAACUUAGAAAUUUCAUUGCAUCAGUUUCAAAUAAAGAAAAUAUUACUGAUAAUGAUAAUAUACAGGAUUUACAACAACAACAACAACAACAACAACAACAACAACAACAACAACAACAACAACAACAACAACAACAACAACAACAACAGCAACAACAACAACAAACUUCUCAUUCAUCAUUUGAACCAUUUUUAAAGAAAUUAAAAGAGAAUCAAUUAUUGAAAAGGGAGAAAUCCUCUGAAAAAAGUUUAGAUAAAGUUUUAAAAAAAGAAAAAUCUACUGAUAAAAAUUUAGAUAAAUCAUCAUCAUUAAAAAAAGAAAAGUCUGAUAGAAUAUUAAAAAAAGAAAAAUCAACUGAUAAAAAUUUAGACAAGUUAAAGAAAAAGGAAAUUGAUGGCACCAUCACUACUACAAUAACAACAACAACUGAUCAAAUUACACCUGAUACGAAUUCCUCCUCAAAUUGA
Molecule: messenger RNA, 3210 nt
Organism: Dictyostelium discoideum AX4
Lineage: Eukaryota; Evosea; Eumycetozoa; Dictyosteliales; Dictyosteliaceae
Gene: gxcAA
Exons: 3
Coding region: 1-3210 (1069 amino acids)
Molecular function (GO): guanyl-nucleotide exchange factor activity; phosphatidylinositol binding
Source: RefSeq, a predicted model, not a curated record